AAACAAUCUCGUCUCACAAUUCUCUCAGGGCCUCAGGCCACUCACUCAUAUGCAUUUUCCUCAAAUUUACAAAAAUGAAAUACAAUCAAUUGGUUUUAAAUGAUAAUUGUAAAUACACUCCAAUAAUUGCAAGAGAAUUUUGGGAGAAACCUAUAAUUUUUAAAGGGUUAUAUUUUUGCAAUUACAUAUAGUUAUGUCGGGAUGUUUUUGUUGAUUUACGAAAAAGCUUGUGACCAAAAUUGAUAUUUAUUCAUGUUAAAAUAAACUCUAACUUAAAAAUAAAUAAAAAGAAAAAACAGCAACAACGACAACUUCAGUAUAAAACACACCUCACGGACUCUAUUAACCACACACCACAACAUCAUCGAAGCAAAAAAAUCUUGAAGGCAGCGAUUAUACAUGGCGGAGAAUAGAGAGGAAGAUGUUGAGGUUGGGGCGACUAGGUUCAUAGAGAAGCAGCCAUUGGGCAUAGCUGCUCAGACGCACAAGGAGAUCUACAAGGACGACGCACCGCACCCUCUUUAUGAGCACGGAGAGCUCAGAUCAUGGUCAUUCUACCGAGCCGGAAUCGCAGAGUUCGUAGCCACUUUCUUGUUCUUGUACGUCACUAUCUUGACUGUAAUGGGCGUCGGCCGAUCGCCCACCAAGUGCGCCUCCGUCGGUAUUCAGGGCAUUGCUUGGGCCUUCGGCGGCAUGAUCUUUGCUCUUGUCUACUGCACUGCCGGUAUCUCAGGAGGGCACAUCAAUCCUGCGGUGACAUUCGGUUUGUUCCUGGCUCGGAAGCUAUCGCUGACGCGGGCGGUGUUCUACAUGGUGAUGCAGUGCCUGGGCGCCAUCUGCGGAGCCGGCGUGGUGAAGGGCUACAUGAAGGCCCCCUACCAAGCGCUCAACGGCGGCGCCAACUUCAUCAACCACGGCUACACCAAGGGCAGCGGGCUUGGCGCUGAGAUCAUCGGCACUUUCAUCCUCGUCUACACCGUCUUCUCCGCCACCGACGCUAAGAGAAAGUCCAGAGACUCGCAUGUCCCCAUUUUGGCUCCUCUUCCGAUUGGAUUUGCUGUGCUGCUGGUGCAUUUGGCGACGAUCCCGAUCACCGGAACCAGUAUCAACCCUGCCCGCAGCCUCGGAGCUGCCAUCAUUUACAACAGAGCUCAUGCAUGGCACGAUCAUUGGAUCUUUUGGGUUGGACCGUUCAUCGGGGCGGCCCUCGCCGCCAUGUACCACCAGAUUGUGAUCAGAGCCCUCCCCUUCAAGAGUGGUAGGACUUGCUGAGAAAGCUGCAACGUCGUCGUAUCUAUCGUCUUUUGGCAAGUUUCGCAAGUCCUCCCUCUGCAACUUGUGUGUAAAUCAAAGGUUAUGUAUUAAUAUGCCUGUAUUUUCGAAUGGAUAAGCUCUCUAAUUUCUUUAUUUUUAAAGUUUGAGGUCCAUAUCCUAAAUCUACGUAUGGUAAAAGUAUGUCCGUAUCCAUUUGUAAUUGAAAAUUCUCAUCUCAACGAGUAUUUGCCU
Salvia miltiorrhiza (redroot sage) is the source of this 1506-nucleotide messenger RNA. Its product is annotated as probable aquaporin PIP1-4. Bases 400 to 1272 code for a protein of 290 amino acids. Gene Ontology annotation, biological process: transmembrane transport; response to water deprivation. NCBI's taxonomy places the organism in Eukaryota, Viridiplantae, Streptophyta, Magnoliopsida, Lamiales, Lamiaceae. The record is from RefSeq and is a predicted model, not a curated record. Gene Ontology annotation, molecular function: water channel activity. Gene Ontology annotation, cellular component: vacuole; plasmodesma; plasma membrane. The transcript has 4 exons.